GAGCCCGCCCCGCGGAGCGCCGGGAGGUCGCAGGAAGCUCCUCCAUUUGGCCAAAAUGCAGCACCCAAAAGGGGUUGAUUGGACAGUUGUCAUCCUAACCUGUCAGUACAAGGACAGUGUCCAGGUCUUUCAGAGAGAGCUGGAGGUGCGGCAGAAGCGGGAACAGAUCCCCGCUGGGACGCUGUUAUUGGCUGUGGAGGACCCUGAGAUACGCGUGGGCAGCGGAGGAGCCACCCUUAACGCCCUGCUUGUGGCUGCUGAACACCUGAGUGCCCGGGCAGGCUUCACGGUGGUCACGUCUGAUGUCCUGCAUGCGGCCUGGAUCCUUAUUCUGCACAUGGGCCGAGACUUCCCCUUUGAUGACUGUGGCCGAGCCUUCACCUGUCUCCCUAUGGAGGAUCCCCAGGCCCCUGUGGAAGCCCUGGUCUACAACCUGGACUGCUUGUUGGACAUCAUGACCUAUCGGCUGGGUCCAGGCUCCCCGCCAGGCGUGUGGGUCUGUAGCACGGACAUGCUGCUGUCUGUGCCUCCAAAUCUUGGGAUCACCUGGGAUGGCUUCCAGGGAGCCAGAGUGAUCGCUCUUCCAGGGACACCCACCUAUGCUCGGAAUCAUGGUGUCUACCUUGCUGACUCCCAGGGCCUGGUGUUGGAUAUUUACUACCAGGGCACCGAGGCAGAGAUUCAACGGUGUGCCAGGCCUGAUGGGCAAGUGCCACUGGUCUCUGGGGUUGUCUUCUUCUCUGUGGAGACUGCUGAGCACCUCCUAGCCACCCAUGUGAGCCCGCCCCUGGAUGCCUGCACCUACAUGGGCUUGGACUCUGGAGCCCAGCCUGUUCAGCUGUCUCUAUUUUUUGACAUCCUGCUCUGCAUGGCUCAGAAUGUGAGCCAAGAGGAUUUCCUGGUGGGGCGGCCCCCGGAGCUGGGGCAAGGUGGAGCGGAUGUUGCAGGAUAUCUGCAGAGUGCCCGGGCCCAGCUAUGGAGGGAGCUUCGCGAUCAGCCCCUCACCAUGGCUUAUGUCCCCAACGGCAGCUACAGCUACAUGACCUCCUCAGCCAGUGAGUUCCUGCAGAGCCUCACACUCCCUAGGGCUCCCAGGGCCCAGAUUGUGCACUCCCAGGUAGAGGAGCUGCAGCUCCUGGCUGCUGGGAGCUCCGUGGUCAGCUGCCUGCUGGAGGGCCCCAUCCAACUGGGUCCUGGGAGUGUCCUGCAGCACUGCCACCUGCAGGGCCCAAUUCACAUUGGUGCUGGCUGCUUCUUGAAUGGCCUUGACACAGCCCAGUCUAAGGCAUUGCGUGGCUUGGAGCUUCAUGACCUUGUCCUUCAAGGACACCACAUACGACUACAUGGCUCCCCAGGCCGUACCUUCACUCUCGCUGGACGUCUGGACAGCUGGGAGAGACAGGGGGCAGGCACAUAUCUCAACAUGUCCUGGAGGGAAUUCUUCAAGAGGACAGGCAUUCGAGACUGGGACCUGUGGGACCCGGACAUGCCCCCUGCAGAGCGCUGCCUUCUCAGUGCCCGCCUCUUCCCUGUGCUUCACCCCUCAAGGGCCCUGGGGCCCCAAGACAUGCUGUGGAUGCUGGACCCGCCAGAGGAUGGGGGUGCAGCCCUGCGGGCCUGGCGUGCCUCCUGGCGCCUGUCUUGGGAACAGCUACAGCUAUGCCUGGACCGGGCUGCCACGCUGGCCUCCCGCCGGGACCUGUUCUUCCUUCAGGCCCUGAAUAAGGCACGGCAUGUGCUAGAGGCCCAGCAGGACCUGAGCCUGCGCCCACUGAUCCAGGCUGCUGUCCGAGAGGGCUGUCCUGGGCCCCUGCUGGCCACACUGGACCAGGUUGCAGCUGCAGCAGGAAACCCUGGUGUGGCGGCACGGGCACUGGCCUGUGUGGCAGAUGUACUGGGCUGCAUGGCAGAGGGCUGUGGGGGCUUACGGAGUGGGCCAGCUGCCAACCCUGAGUGGAUGCGGCCCUUCUCCUACCUGGAGUGCGGAGACCUGGCAGGUGGUGUAGAGGCACUUGCCCAGGAGAGGGACAAGUGGCUGAGCAGGCCGGCCUUGUUGGUGCGAGCAGCCCGCCAUUACGAGGGGGCUGGGCAGAUCCUGAUCCGCCAGGCUGUGAAGUCAGCCCAGCACUUUGUCUCCACGGAGCCAGUGGAGCUGCUGGCACCUGGGCAGUGGGUGGUAGCUGAGUGCCCAGCCCGUGUAGAUUUCUCUGGGGGCUGGAGUGACACCCCACCCCUUGCCUAUGAACUCGGUGGGGCUGUGCUGGGCUUGGCUGUGCAAGUGGAUGGCCGCCGGCCCAUUGGGGCCAGGGCACGCCGCAUCCUGGAGCCUAUGCUGUGGCUGGCAGUGGGGUCUCGGCAGGACAAAAUGGACAUGAAGAUACCGUGCCAGAGCCUGGAUGACCUGCAGGAUUACUGCCAGCCCCAUGCCCCAGGUGCCCUGCUGAAGGCAGCCUUCAUUUGUGCAGGGAUUGUGUGUGUCCACUCCGAACUCCCGCUGAGUGAGCAGCUGCUCCGCAGCUUUGGGGGUGGCUUUGAGCUGCACACCUGGUCUGAGCUGCCCCAUGGCUCUGGCCUCGGCACCAGCAGCAUCUUGGCAGGUGCCGCCCUGGCUGCCUUGCAGCGGGCUGCUGGCCGGGCAAUGAGCACGGAGGCCUUGAUCCACGCGGUGCUGCACCUGGAGCAGGUGCUCACCACAGGAGGUGGCUGGCAGGAUCAAGUGGGUGGCCUAAUGCCUGGCAUCAAGGUGGGUCGCUCCCAGGCUCAGCUGCCACUGAAGGUAGAGGUGGAAAAGAUCACUGUGCCUGAGGGCUUUGUCCAGAAGCUCAGUGACCACCUGCUUCUGGUGUACACUGGCAAGACCCGCCUGGCACGGAAUUUGCUGCAGGAUGUGCUGAGAAGCUGGUACGCCCGGCUGCCUGCUGUGGUUCAGAAUGCUCACAACCUGGUGCGGCAAACUGAGCAAUGUGCUGAUGCCUUCCGCCAAGGAAGCCUGCCUCUGCUGGGCCAGUGCCUGACCUCAUACUGGGAGCAGAAGAAGCUCAUGGCACCAGGCUGUGAGCCCCUGGCUGUGCGGCGUCUGAUGGAUGUUCUGGUCCCUCACGUGUAUGGCCAAAGCCUGGCAGGGGCAGGCGGUGGGGGCUUUCUCUAUGUGUUGACCAAGGAGCCGCGGCAAAAGGCAGCUCUGGAGAUGGUGCUGGCCAAUACUGAGGGUCUUGGAAAUUGCAGCAUCCACCUGGUAGAAGUGGAUACUCAGGGCCUGAGCCUGAAGUUGCUGGGGAGUGAGGCCUCACCCUAAUGCCCAUUCCCAUGAGGCUGGCCCCUCAUUGUAAGAAAACUUGGAGCUACAGUGACCCCUUCCCCCUCCUUUACCCAUGGGAGCUUUCAGCCUCCUACCCCUCACCCACCUCUGCGAAUCUGCUCCUAAAGACCUGAGGAAGACUAGGGCAAGCAGAGACAGUGCUCUCCUGUGACCUGGCUGUUAGCAGCCUACUCUUGGCCUCUCUUCUCUUUGGACAUCAGGUCCUAAGCUUAGUGUCCCAUGUGGCCUUUACAAACUCCACAGCCCAGUGGGUCUUCUCACUUUCCACGAGGGCCCUGGAAAAAGAUGACAACCAGCCUUAGCAUAUGGUAAGGCCAGCCCUGAAGAGGCCUUUGAGGCAUUUCCUGCGGCCUUUCUUAAGAGUUGUAGAGACAUUGUGCUCAACCCUCAUGAGAGGGUGAGGGUGCCAAGUCUGUGGCAGUGAGCCAACAAGUCACUGCCAACCCAGGCCUUAACCAGCAACACUAAGUAAGGACUGUACCAAGUGACCUGAUGCCUUUUGGGCAGUGGGUUCUCAGGAUUAUGACAUUCUUGGAAUAAAUUCAUUGCCCUUCUA
Molecule: messenger RNA, 3875 nt
Organism: Otolemur garnettii (small-eared galago)
Lineage: Eukaryota; Metazoa; Chordata; Mammalia; Primates; Galagidae
Gene: FCSK
Product: fucokinase
Exons: 24
Coding region: 56-3295 (1079 amino acids)
Biological process (GO): GDP-L-fucose salvage
Molecular function (GO): ATP binding; fucokinase activity
Source: RefSeq, a predicted model, not a curated record